This is a messenger RNA of Knipowitschia caucasica, 561 nucleotides long. NCBI's taxonomy places the organism in Eukaryota, Metazoa, Chordata, Actinopteri, Gobiiformes, Gobiidae. The record is from the annotation of a GenBank genome assembly.
AUGGACACAUGGACAACAGGACACAUGGACAACAGGACACAUGGACACGUGGACAACAGGACACAUGGACAACAGGACACAUGGACAACAGGACACGUGGACAACAGGACACAUGGACAACAGGACACGUGGACAACAGGACACAUGGACACGUGGACAACAGGACACGUGGACAACAGGACACAUGGACACGUGGACAACAGGACACGUGGACAACAGGACACGUGGACAACAGGACACGUGGACAACAGGACACGUGGACAACAGGACACGUGGACAACAGGACACGUGGACAACAGGACACGUGGACACGUGGACAACAGGACACAUGGACAACAGGACACGUGGACAACAGGACACGUGGACAACAGGACACGUGGACAACAGGACACGUGGACAACAGGACACAUGGACAACAGGACACGUGGACAACAGGACACAUGGACAACAGGACACGUGGACAACAGGACACAUGGACAACAGGACACGUGGACAACAGGACACGUGGACAACAGGACACAUGGACAACAGGACAGUGUUUCUUUUAUGGAACUCACCUGA